GGGAUUAAUGCCAAGAAUCGGAAUUGAUCACUUCAACAAGGAAAGGCUUCUGGGCAGGCCUCAGCCGCAGCCGGACACUGAUACUGGUCUGCGCUCUCUGGGACCCAGAAAUGAAUGGGAAUCCCUCCUUAGGACCUGUGUGGCAGCCUGGGGUGCGUGUUUCCUCCUUGCCCCUGCAGUUUAGCAGAGGCCGCAAGUUCUACCUACCUGACCCAUUGCAGGUAGUUUACCCUUAUCUUGAGGCUUUGGAUUCUUUAGGACAAAGUCCGGGUUGGCCAGCACAUUGAGUCAGCACGUCCACAUAAGUUGCCUUUUGACAGAGCUGUGGCCAUGGCCGCAUGGUGAGACCAGCAUUCCAGACCCUGAGGCCAGAAUGAGUGAAGAAGCAUGCCGAACCCGCAGUCAGAAGCGAGCCCUUGAGCCUGACCUAACGGAGGAUGAUGUGGAGAGCAAGAAAAUGAAGAUGGAGAGAGGACCAUCAGAGUUGACCGUGGACGGAGGCACCAGGGUGAUGCCAGAGCUGGGUGCAGGCCCAGCCCAGGGCUUACUGAGGACAACAGAGGCCAUGGCCACAGUAUCAGGCGAAGGGCUGGCAGGAGACGGGCCUGUGGACAUGCGCACCUCACACAGUGACAUGAAGUCCGAGAAGAGACCUCCCUCGCCUGAUGUGAUCGUGCUCUCCGACAGUGAGCAGCCAUCAAGCCCAAGGGUGAAUGGGCUGACCACAGCGGCCUUGAAAGAUACCAGCACUGAGGCGCUCCUGAAAAGCAGCCCAGAAGAGCGAGAGCGGAUGAUCAAGCAGCUGAAGGAGGAGUUGAGACUGGAGGAAGCAAAGCUGGUCCUGUUGAAAAAGUUGCGGCAGAGUCAGAUACAAAAGGAAGCCACGGCACAGAAGCCUGCAGCUUCCUCAGGGAGCACCGUGACCACCCCUCCCCCACUCGUGCGGGGUACCCAGAACAUUCCUCCUGGCAAGACAUCACUUCAGACCUCCUCCACCCGAAUUCCUGGCAGCAUCAUCCCACCACCUCUGGUCCGAGGUGGGCAGCAGGUGUCUGCCAAGCUGGGACCACAGGCCAGCUCUCAAGUAGUCAUGCCACCACUUGUCAGGGGGGCCCAGCAGAUUCACAACAUCAGACAGCAUUCCUCCACGGGGCCACCUCCUCUCCUCCUGGCCCCUCGUGCCUCAGUGCCCAGCAUGCAGAUUCAGGGACAGAGGAUCAUCCAGCAGGGACUCAUCCGUGUUGCCAAUGUCCCCAACACCAGUCUGCUCGUCAAUAUCCCUCAGCCUGCUGCAGCCUCACUGAAGGGGACAACAGUUGCCUCUGCUCAGGCCAACUCCACCCCCAGCAGUGUGGCCUCUGUGGUUGCGUCUGCCGAGUCUCCAGCUAGUCGGCAGGCUGCUGCCAAGCUAGCCCUGCGCAAGCAGCUGGAGAAGACGCUGCUGGAGAUCCCCCCACCCAAGCCCCCUGCUCCAGAGAUGAACUUCCUGCCCAGUGCUGCCAACAACGAGUUCAUCUACCUGGUCGGCCUAGAGGAGGUGGUGCAGAACCUGCUGGAGACGCAAGCGGGCAGGAUCUCUGCCAGUGCAGCUGCUGCCGUGUUAUCCCGGGAGCCCUACAUGUGUGUGCAGUGCAAGACAGACUUCACAUGCCGCUGGAGAGAGAAGGGUGGGGCUGUCAUGUGUGAGAACUGCAUGACAUCCAACCAAAAGAAGGCGCUCAAGGUGGAGCACACCAGCCGCCUGAAGGCCGCCUUCGUGAAGGCGCUGCAGCAGGAGCAGGAGAUGGAGCAGCGGCUGCUGCAGCAGGGCGUGGGCACUGCCAGCAUCAAGGCUGAGCCUGCAGCCCCUCACCCCACGCUAAAGCAGGUGAUAAAGCCCCGACGUAAGUUGGCGUUCCGCUCAGGAGAGGCCCGUGACUGGAGUAACGGGGCCGUGCUACAGGCUUCCAGCCAGCUGUCCCGGGGCUCGGCCACAACGCCUCGUGGUGUUCUGCACACGUUCAGCCAGUCACCCAAACUACAGAAUGCAGCCUCCGCUACGGCCCUCGUAAACAGGACUGGCAGACAUUCCGAGAGAGCCGUGGGCACCAGCAAGGGCUCUACCUCCAACUGGAAAAAGACACCCCUGAGCACAGGUGGGACCCUUGCCUUCGUCAGCCCAAGCUUGGCAGUGCACAAGACCUCCUCGGCUGUGGACCGUCAGCGAGAAUACCUCCUGGACAUGAUCCCUCCGCGCUCCAUCCCCCAGUCAGCCACAUGGAAAUAGUGGGAGCCCGGCCCAGCCGAGGACAGGCCUGCUGCUCUCCCACGGCCUCUGGUCUAGGACACAGACUGCCCUCCUAGCAAGUUGCUGAGACAGCUCAGGCCUUGGCUGAUGCCUUGCUGUGGCCAGGAGACUUCUCCACCAUUGUGCCCAGGAUCAGAACCAGGGACCUUCCCCGUGGGCCUUCUCCUUCCUUUUUGCCUUUAGUUUGCCCGACACCAGCAGAAACUUGGACCUUGGGGCCAGCUCUGCCUGGCCUGCAUGGGUGGGAGCUCACCCUGGACACUGUGACAUGCCCGGCCAUGCUGGCACGGGGAGGCUCCCGAAGCUGAGCCGGGGUUUUGUUUUCUUUUGGCUUUUCCCAUCUUAGCUCCCCAGUCUGCCUCUUCAUGGCCAUCUAUAGGUUGAAGUUUGGGUUUGUUUUUGUUUUUGUUUUUAAUCACCUCACGAUGAUGAUGGAAUUAAAAGUGAACUGUGUAGACCCAGGGUUCCUGUUGUGCACAGUGCAGUCUGGCAGGCCCACAUAGCCCCAGAGGGUGCUCUGAGUGUUAGCACCCAGGGAUGGCAGGUGCCACCCUGUCUGUAGUUGUGUUUGUUGCUGCUUGCUGCAGCCCCUGGCUUCCACACUUGGCAGAAUGAAUCGCAGCUCAGACUCCGCCAGCCCUCUAGAGGCUCCAGAGAGGUGCUGGGCCCGCCAUGCUGGAUGGCCCAGAUGGCUGCUGGCAGGGAGGCUGCUGGGUUAUUUUGGUAGGUUAUUUUAUUAAAAAUUUAUUUCCUUUUUCUCUUCAUUUUGAUGGACACCAUCUUAAGAUGCCCAUGCCUGCCAAGAGGCACUAGUUGGGGCCCCGCCAGAACUCUUUGGUUGGGGGUCAACAGGGUUUACUUCCCACUCAAUCCACAGGGAUGCCGUGAUGCCGUAAGGCCGGGUCUACUUUAGCUUCGUUUUGUUUCCUCCUCCCCCACUCUUUAACAAUUGGUUCCGUGGUAAAAGGCAGAAGCAGCUGUGUGCGUGUCCUGCACGGUGGC
This is a messenger RNA of Acomys russatus (golden spiny mouse), 3289 nucleotides long. It is a transcript of the gene Gatad2a, whose product is annotated as GATA zinc finger domain containing 2A. Gene Ontology annotation, biological process: negative regulation of transcription by RNA polymerase II. NCBI's taxonomy places the organism in Eukaryota, Metazoa, Chordata, Mammalia, Rodentia, Muridae. Gene Ontology annotation, cellular component: NuRD complex. Bases 374 to 2266 code for a protein of 630 amino acids. The transcript is spliced from 13 exons. The record is from RefSeq and is a predicted model, not a curated record.